GGGUACAAUAUAGUCCUGUUCUCCCUGUUACGGUAUUGGGGGAAGAAUUCAUGGAACCUGCGCAGGGCACAGACAUCUUGAUUCUUGCAGGAUCAUGAAGACCAGGAGUCAACAAUAAGGACGGGGUAUAAAUUCCCCCUGGUCAACUUCUUCAACAUACACGCAGUAGCCCCAUCAACUCAUCAUCAUCAAUCAGAAGUGAAAAUGCGUUUCCUCUUCUCCCUCCUCGCGGCCACGGCCCUCGCCAGCGCCAUUCCAACUGCAACAAUCACCAAACGCGACGCCACAGCCGUCGUAGAUGCCGUUAACAGCAUCGCCAGCCAAAUGGUCGUCCUCAACAACACCGUCACCUCCUACGACGGCGGCAUCCAAGGCACCCUCACAGCCCUCAAGAUCGAAGUUGAAUCUGUCAAGCUCUCCUGCGACCUCCGGGACGCGAUCUCCACCACGCAGGCGUCUGCCAACUUCACAAACGCGGAAUCACUCACUGUCGCAACUGCAUUCAUCAACCUCCAGCCGCAGAUCUUCUCCACGCUGAACAAUAUCGUCGCGAAGAAGCCAAAGUUCGAUACAGGGUUGUUGGGGAUUGGAUCGUUGGCAUUCCUGGUUAAGGGCAAUUUGCAGCAGCAGAAGGAUUUGUCAGGGCAGCUUGGGAAUGCGGUAGCGGUGAAGUUAGCACCGUUGUAUGCGCAGCUGGCGCCGAUGAUCAAUAAGCAGAUUGCGGAUGCGUUUGACAAGGCUAUUGCGGCGUAUAGUUGAAGAGAUUUGAGGGCUGUGUUGCGAUGGUCGAUUGCCAUGGACAUAUCUGUGUGUUGUUGCUACUCACUACCUAGGGUUAGCACUGCAAUGGGUAACAUAAUAUGAAGGCAUAUGAUUCGCC
Aspergillus novofumigatus IBT 16806 is the source of this 880-nucleotide messenger RNA. Its product is annotated as cell wall mannoprotein 1 family protein. The coding region runs from base 205 to 759 and encodes 184 amino acids. Gene Ontology annotation, cellular component: extracellular region. The transcript has a single exon. The record is from RefSeq and is a predicted model, not a curated record. NCBI's taxonomy places the organism in Eukaryota, Fungi, Ascomycota, Eurotiomycetes, Eurotiales, Aspergillaceae.